Molecule: messenger RNA, 2150 nt
Organism: Arabidopsis thaliana (thale cress)
Lineage: Eukaryota; Viridiplantae; Streptophyta; Magnoliopsida; Brassicales; Brassicaceae
Product: RING/U-box superfamily protein
Exons: 3
Coding region: 800-1831 (343 amino acids)
Source: RefSeq, marked reviewed
CCGAAACAAAAAAAAAGGAUCAAAAAUUGAAGUAUCUCUUUACCUUUGCCCACAAUUCUAGAGAGAAAAAGAGGGUCUGCUUUGGCGGUUGGAAGUAGCAGUUGCUAUCAAAAACAUUGCUUCAUAAACAAAACCUCAGGUGUUAGAUUAGGCCAACCGUUAUCUUCUAUAUCUUCUUCUUCUUCUUCUCUUUGAUUCUUCAAACCAAAGCAUUAACAAAUAAAGAUUCCUUUUUGUUAUGGUUUGAUUUAUUGGUCGCCAUCUCUCGCCCAACUUCACCUUCUCUGACAUAAUCACUACACCUUCUUCCUCUCUGUUUCUAUAUCAGAAACUUCAUCUUCCUCUCAAGUUUUCUCAUUUCACACUCAAAUUCAAUUCCCUUUGUUCGUGAGGUUGAAUUUCGGUUGCAAACAUUUGGGUUUGUUGUAAAUUAAGGUUCCGUUUGUAAAAGAGAUUCCUUUUUAUUUGGGGAAAUCGAGGAGUUCGUGUACGGAGCUGAGUUUUUGCCUUUUUGAUGGUUGCAGAUAAGGUAUUUGAUUAUAUUCCUCAGUGAAGUUUCAUGUGUGUUAUUCUUUUGUUAUUGUUGUUGGGUCAUGGAAAUUUCAUGACUUUAAUUCUUUUUUUUCUUUCAUGUGUGUUUCAUGAUCAUUUCGUGUAUAUAGUUAAGGUUCCAUGUGUGUGUGCUCAUAACUUAUAAACCUUUGUUGCAGAAUCUCAUUUAAUUCUUCUCUCUAUGCAAUCUUUUUUUGUUUGUUUGUCCUGUGAAGGUCUAAAAUCUUGAAGGAUUCAAAAAUUUCCGAUGAAUACACGUUAUUCCAAUCAGCCGGAGUUAUCUUCUAGUAAUAUCACGAUCACUAUUUCAUCGUCUGCUUUGUUAAGCUCCUCACCGCGAGGCGAUAACAGUCAUGUUGCUGCUGCUAAUGGUCAAGAGAGGUCUCCAUCUUCGUUUUAUAUAAGGCUGGCUAUGAAGGUAUCUAGAGCUAGAUGGUUCAUCUUCUUGAGAAGAGUGUUUCACUACCAGAACGGUUCAAGAUCUGACCUUGGGUCUAAUCCUUUCAAUUCUAGCACUUGGAUGAUGUCUGAGCUCAUUGCUCUACUUGUUCAGCUCACUGUGAUAACAUUCACUCUAGCUAUCUCCAAAGAAGAGAGACCAAUUUGGCCAGUGAGGCUAUGGAUCACAGGAUACGAUGUGGGAUGUCUUUUGAAUCUCAUGCUGUUAUAUGGUCGGUAUCGUCAACUAGACAUUAACCAAGGAAAUGGGUUUGUCCUUGGCGAUGUUGAGCAGCAACAGAGAGGCAGAGAAGAAACUAGGUCCUCUCACUUGAUGAACAAAUGCAGAACGUCGCUAGAGCUUUUCUUUGCGAUUUGGUUUGUGAUUGGAAAUGUUUGGGUGUUCGAUUCUAGGUUUGGUUCUUUCCACCAUGCUCCCAAGCUUCACGUUCUCUGCGUCUCUCUUUUAGCUUGGAACGCUAUCUGCUAUUCCUUUCCCUUUCUUCUCUUCCUCUUCCUCUGUUGCCUUGUUCCUCUCAUAAGUAGCCUCCUUGGAUAUAACAUGAACAUGGGAUCCUCAGACAGAGCAGCAUCAGAUGACCAAAUCUCUAGUCUCCCUAGCUGGAAAUUCAAACGAAUCGACGAUAGUGCUUCUGAUUCUGAUUCAGAUUCAGCUACUGUAACUGAUGAUCCAGAGUGUUGUAUAUGUUUGGCAAAGUAUAAAGACAAAGAAGAAGUAAGGAAGCUUCCAUGUUCACAUAAGUUUCACUCAAAGUGUGUAGAUCAAUGGCUUCGUAUCAUCUCUUGUUGUCCUCUCUGCAAACAAGAUCUUCCAAGAUGACAAAGCAAAUACCCUAAAAGCAACAAAAGCUCAAUAUAAUUUUUUUCUUUCUCAGUUUUUUUUUUUUUUAGUUUUGGAUUGAAGCAAAGUCGAUUACUUGUGUGAGUGUCAAAUUUUUUGUACAUAAAGAGCUCACCAGUAAUCGUUAUGUACAUUGUGAGUAGAUGAUGCAAAUCACAAUGGCAACAACUUUAUAGAAUCUUAAUAUAGUGUUUAUACUACAUAUUUUGUUUUUUCUCUCGUCUCAUUUACAUAUCUUGAUGUAUAUAUUUUUUUAUAUGUUCAAUUUUUUUUUUUGCAAUUUAAAACUGAAAACCCA